Mastomys coucha (southern multimammate mouse) is the source of this 3216-nucleotide messenger RNA. RefSeq names its product LYL1 basic helix-loop-helix family member (gene Lyl1). The transcript is spliced from 3 exons. Gene Ontology annotation, biological process: regulation of transcription by RNA polymerase II. Lineage: Eukaryota; Metazoa; Chordata; Mammalia; Rodentia; Muridae. The record is from RefSeq and is a predicted model, not a curated record. Gene Ontology annotation, molecular function: protein dimerization activity; DNA-binding transcription factor activity, RNA polymerase II-specific; RNA polymerase II cis-regulatory region sequence-specific DNA binding. Bases 1856 to 2785 code for a protein of 309 amino acids.
AGGUGGCCACAGGGCGGCAGCUGCAAACAGGCUACAUCCCCUCUUCCAACUAUCCAGGCAUUUCCCCUAUGUCCCCAGAACCCGCAAGUCCCCCUGCAGUCUCAAUCCUAUUGCCUGGUUUCUUGGGCUCAGCUGUCUGCAGUUGGUGUGGUAGCGGAAGCCAAACCGGAACCAGGCACUCUGUGCAUCCGCUCCAGACCAGGUGCUUCCUGCCCUGCUUGCUCCUCAAUAGGAGUAUGUAUGCUUGCUGAGAGCACAGGCGGGCGGCUGCUGAGCCACCCGCUGAAGAGAUGGCCGGUCCCCUCCCCCACAGUAGAGGAUUAAUAAUGUUAAGGGGAGAGUCUUGGGGCAGAAUCUCUCCCAGCACAUGCACCCUUCACCACCAGCCACAAAGUGCAGCCCACUGAAGCAAGCUCUGCCAGAGGAGUCACUAGGGUGGGUAACUGGGUCUUUGGCUUCAGUACUCUGCUGAGUCUGCAUGGCCACUGAGCCCCUCUCUGGGUGUGCCCACAAUUAACCAGAUACAGGGGAUAAGCCUCCCGUAGUGCCUGGGGUUCAGCUCAUCUUGUAUGGGGAGGGCAUCUUGUAAUGCCCCCCCCCAUCUGGAGGGGAGGCAGAGUCUUCAUAGCCCUGACUACUGAAACUCACUAUGUAGACCAGGCUAGCCUUGAACUGAAGAGAUCCACCUGCCUCAACUGCUGGCAUCAAAGGCAUGUGCCAACAUGCCUGGCCCUUUUGGGAGCUUACAGCUGGGGUCCCAGGAUUUUUGUAACAUUUUCUUUUGACUUUUUCCUGCAUGCAUGUAUAUAUGUGCACCAUGUGCUUGUCUGGUGCCCUUAGAACUGGGGCUAGUUGUGGUUGUGAGCCACAUGUGGACACUGGUAACAAAAUGUGCACCCUUUGUAAGAGCAGUAAGUGCUCUUUGCUACAGAGCCAUCUCUCUAGUCCCUAGGUUUCCAGAAUUCAGAAGAUCAGAAUACCUUCGAGGGAAGGCCAUCACCUAGUUGUGUGGCUUAAUGGCAUCUUGGCAACUUUGGAGGAGCUCCUGGGAAACUCAGAGAGCCUUGGCACUCAUUUCACCCUCCUGGGCUUGGAAACACGUUCCAAGUGCCACACAGGUUUAAGACACCUGCAUCACGGUGUCAGGACACAGCAAGGCCACAUUACCAGAACUGUCUCCUUCCGGAGGGAGCCCUAUUCCUGGGUGUGUGUGUAUGGGGGGGGGGGGCGUGUUGCAGUCCACAAGGGGAUCUGUAAAAAAAGAGGAACUAGGCUGAGGCCCAUGGGUCAUGGGGCCUCAGAGAGACCGGAAAGGGGCCCCUUCCACCCCAUCAUCAUAGGGGGUAGGGUUCAAAGCCAGACCAACCUCAGAGGACACUAGAGGUAGCCUUGUCUCCUUUCCCUUUUGCCCGAGUUUGGCGUUGGACUCCUGAGGGUUGGGGUGUCUUCCAGUGCCUGGGGGAGCAGCAAGCCCGAAGGGUGACUGGCCGGGGUGGGCCAGGAGGUGCGCGCUCCGAGAUCCCUGCCCGCUGGUUUCCUCCCGGGUCAGCACCGCUUCUUAUCAGCCGCAGCCAGGCAGCCAGACCCUUAUCUGCACAGGCCCAGCAUCCUCUGGCCUCUGCGCCAGGGGGUAAGAGGGAGGAAGCUGGGCUGUCGGGGGCGGGGAAAGGGCGGGUCGGUCCAGGAGCAACUCACUUUCUCUUGGAGGUACCCACCACGACGCCUCCGAGGCUACUCAGGCCGAAUUGGACCAGUGGAAACUGCUUCCUGACCUGGACUGACACACCUGACCACACAGCCAGGUCCCCCAAGCUGUGAAAACUGCUACAGGGUUACCGUUCAAUCCUUGUGGUCCAUGUGCCGACCCCAGGCCAGAGCAGAGGUGGGUUCCGCCAUGACUGAGAAAACUGAGAUGGUGUGUGCCUCCAGCUCAUCAGCACCUGCUACUCCCACUAAGCUGGCCUCACCUGGGCCCCUUUCUGCAGAGGAGGUAGACCACCGAAACAUGUGCACCCCCUGGCUGCCCCCUGGCAUGCCAGUGAUAAACCUGGGGCACACCAGGCCCACAGGGGCAGCCAUGCCCACCACAGAGCUCAGUGCCUUUCGGCCCUCCUUGCUGCAGCUAGCUGCCUUGGAAACAGCUCCACCUACUCUGGCUGUGCAUUACCACCCCCACCCCUUCCUCAACAGGUCAGUGGGUACCUGGGACUAUGGGCAGUCCUUAGGUUUGGGGGCCAGGGUCUUUGCCUACAAAGUGUUCAUGACCCACAACCCUUACAGUGUCUACAUUGGGCCAGCGGGACCCUUUAGCAUCUUCCCUAACAGCCGACUGAAGCGCAGACCAAGCCAUAGUGAGCUGGACUUGGCUGACGGGCACCAACCCCAGAAGGUGGCUCGGCGAGUGUUCACCAACAGCCGCGAGCGCUGGCGGCAGCAGCAUGUUAAUGGCGCCUUCGCAGAGCUCAGGAAGCUGCUGCCCACCCACCCGCCCGACCGGAAGCUGAGCAAGAACGAGGUGCUGCGCCUCGCCAUGAAGUACAUCGGCUUCCUGGUGCGGCUGCUGCGAGACCAAGCGGCUGUGCUGGCCUCCGGCCCCAGCGCGCCCGGGUCCCGCAAGCCACCUGCGCACCGCGGCGUGGAGGGCAGCGCAAGCUGCGGGGCUGGACACAGAGUAGAGGCUGCAUGCUCGCAGCCCGUGCUUCCUGGGGACUGUGAUGGCGACCCCAGUGGGUCAGUGCGACCCAUCAAGAUGGAGCAGACAGCCCUGAGUCCUGAGGUGCGGUGACCCAAGGCAGCGGCUCCUCACCUGCUGCUCGGUGAACUCCCUCUGUAAAAGGAUCUCAGGUCGCUCAGAUGAGGAAACGCCCCGUAGCUCUGGAAGGGUGGCCGGCGACGCCAAGGCUCCCACCCCCCGCCCCAGACUUUUAAGAAAAAUUUCCCACAGGCUAUCUGCAGUGGGUUUGCCAGUGUCCUCUUGCCAGGGCCGAGGCCAGAGAAUCAACAAGGCCAGGUAGCCAUGGGAUCCCAGAAGUCCUGAGGGAGGUAGGAAAAGGUCUGGAAGCCUUCGCACUUCUCAUCGGCGCCCCCUGCUGGAGGCGGGAAGACCCUAGCCAAGUGUGGGGAGGACCUACCCCAUGAAGCCCAACUGGUUGCGCUUGAUCCAUGAUCCUGAUCCAUGAUCCUGUUAACCGCGACAACGAAGACUCGGGCACUCUU